Xiphophorus couchianus (Monterrey platyfish) is the source of this 1992-nucleotide messenger RNA. RefSeq names its product leukocyte elastase inhibitor-like. Bases 87 to 1301 code for a protein of 404 amino acids. The transcript is spliced from 9 exons. Gene Ontology annotation, molecular function: serine-type endopeptidase inhibitor activity. Gene Ontology annotation, biological process: negative regulation of endopeptidase activity. The record is from RefSeq and is a predicted model, not a curated record. Lineage: Eukaryota; Metazoa; Chordata; Actinopteri; Cyprinodontiformes; Poeciliidae.
UCACUACACAGCAGCUGUCGGAGCAGCGAGCCGCUGCGUCUGAGCUGAGUUUUGGGUGUGUUUGUAUUCGAGCUGCAGCAGCAAUAAUGUUCAACUCUGUUUGUCGUUUUCCCUCCAAUGAUGCGAACGAGGAAGAAACGUCGGUCGGAGAAAAAGAAACAAUGGCCUCCUCCAUUCCUCUCUCCAAGCCCAACACCACCUUCUCUCUGGCUCUGCUCAGAAAGCUGAGUGAGGACAAGAAGACUGCAAACAUCUUCUUCUCUCCUUUCAGCAUCUCUUCAGCUCUGGCUAUGGUGAUGCUGGGAGCCAGAGGAGACACAGCCACUCAGAUAUCAGAGUGCUUAAAAACCCAGAACUGUCAGGAUGAUGUCCACAUUCUGUUUGCCAAAACACGGAGUGAGCUCAACAAGCCCGACGCUAAGUUUGUUCUCAGUGUUGCCAACAGACUGUUUGGAGAGAAGUCCUACAGCUUUCUGCAGGAGUUUUUAACCCAAACAAAAACUCACUACGACUCAGAGUUGGAGGCUGUGGACUUCAAAACCAAAUGUGAGGAAGCCAGGGUCAAGAUCAACAACUGGGUGGAGGAGAAGACACAAGGUAAAAUCAAGGAUAUGGUGGUUAAGGGCAUGGUGAACGACAUGACCAAGAUGGUGCUGGUUAAUGCCAUUUACUUCAAAGGCAACUGGAAUGCGGCCUUCCAGAGAUCAAAUACCCGUGAGGUUCAGUUUAGACUCAACAAGAAAGACACAAAACCCGUGCAGAUGAUGGAACUUAAAAGCCACUUCAACUAUGCCUCCAUUGAUGAAGCCAGCUGUGAGAUUCUGGAGAUUCCCUAUGAAGGGAAAGCGCUGAGCAUGCUCAUCUUUUUACCAAGACAGAUAGAAGAUAACGAAACAGGUCUGAAGAAGCUGGAGGAUCUCCUGACGUACGAGACGUUCAUGGAGUGGACUCAUCCACGUGAGAUGGAAAGCGGUGAGAUUAUCGUGAAGAUGCCUCGAUUCAAGCUGGAGGAGAAGUAUGACUUGAACAGAGUCCUGAGCAGCAUGGGCAUGGUGGACGCCUUUCACGAGACGAAGUGCGACUUCUCUGGAAUGUCAAGCAACAAAGGGCUCUUUUUGUCACAAGUCUCCCACAAGGCUUUUGUAGAAGUGAACGAAGAAGGAACUGAAGCUGCUGCUGCCACGGGUGGUUUGGUGGCAGAUAGUGUUUCCUUCUUCACUGCAGACCACCCCUUCCUGUUCUUCAUUCGUCAUCGAAUCACUAAGACCAUUCUCUUCGCUGGACGCUUCUGCUCCCCCUAGCACACUCUAUGACCUUUGGAGCAGGCGGGCUACUAAACUCCAGUCUUCGAGGGCUAAAGUCCUGCCACUUCUAGAUGUCCUCCUGGUUCAACAUGGACGAGUCGCCUCCUGAGCAAGCAAUCAAAUUCUUCAUAGUCAAACUAAUAACCAAUGGCCAAAAAUUCUCACCAGCACACUCUACACCCCAUAAAAUGACCACGACAGCAGCCACACUACAUUGCUGUCGUAUACAAGAUUGCACUUUUACAAAGGUCACCGAGUCCUUUUCCAAAGCUUGUGCCGAAAUUCAUCUUGGCAAUCUAUGUUUGCACUGGAGUAAAUGUUAACCAUUAUGUGGAGAUGAACUUAUUUGAAUGCACAUGUUUAAUUGUUUUCAAGCGUUAAGCUGCCAAAAUUGUAAAUUUCUUAAGACUGGCACGAAGAAAUGGUCAUUCCCUGGGUGUACUGACAGAAACCGUGACAUCGUCUGUAUUCCCUCUGGUACAAAGUGACGUAAUGAUAGGCGUUAUUUUUUUUAUUUUUAAUGAUUUCCUUUGUCGUGCCAGAACUUGUUGCCAUAUCUUUGAGCAUUUUCUAUGGACUACAUUCUACAUUUUUAAAAGAUUUUUUUUUUUAGUUGUCAAACUUUUUGUUGUCUAGACAAAAGUGUGGAAAAUCCAUGAGCAAUAAAAGGCUGUAAGAAUCUCAGUAA